UGACGAAAAAAAGAGAAGAAAAAAGAAAAAAAAAAAGACGAGCAUUGUACUAGAGUUUGAUUUCCGGUCUGAAAAUCUACGACUCUCCAGUCAAUUUUCUCGACUCGUCUUAAAAAUUGGCAAAAUAUCAGGUCUGAUAAUUCUACGAUAAUUGGAAAUGGCUACGGAGGACGCAGAAAAGGAAUUUGUGCCGCAUAAGAACAAAGCAUCCUCCGAUGACGAAAAGAGGAAAAAGAAAAUUGUUCCGGGAAGUUUGAUGAAAGCUCUAAUGCGGCCUGGUGGAGGCGAUUCAAGACCAUUGGAUGGCGAUCAGGUUAUUUACCAUUGCACUGUUCGAACAUUGGAUGGAGUUGUUGUUGAAUCGACGAGAUCAGAACAUGGAGGCAAAGAUAUUCCAAUAAGGCAUGUUUUGGGAAAAAGCAAAAUGAUAUUGGGAUUGCUUGAAGGGAUUCCAACAAUGUUGAAGGGCGAAAUAGCAAUGUUCAAGAUGAAGCCUCAGCUGCACUAUGGCGAGGAUGAUUGUCCAGUUUCAGUUUCCAGUGAAUUUCCGAAGGAUGAUGAACUUCAUUUUGAGAUUGAGAUGAUAGAUUUUUUUAAAGCAAAGGUCAUUAGUGAUGACAUGGGAGUCAUAAAGAAGGUCAUAGCUGAGGGGCAGGGCUGGGAAUCGCCAAGGGAACCUUAUGAAGUAAAAGCCUGGAUUUCUGCAAAGACUGCCAAUGGGAAGGUGAUCGCCUCACAUACUCAAGGAGAACCGUUCUUCUUUACUUUUGGAAAGUCAGAGGUACCUAAAGGUCUUGAAAUGGGAAUUGGUACAAUGGCACGGGGAGAGAAGGGAGUCAUAUAUGUGAAGGGUCAGUACUUAACUCAGUCUCCUUUCAUGCCUGAAGUAGAAGGCUUGGAAGAAGUGCACUUUGAGGUGGAGCUUGUUCACUUUGUUCAGGUGCGGGACAUGCUUGGAGAUGGCCGUCUAAUAAAACGUCGUAUUCGUGAUGGAAAGGGUGAGUUUCCAAUGGAUUGCCCUCUCCAUGACAGUCUCCUACGUGUUCACUACAAAGGCAUGCUUUUAAGUGAAGAAAAUAGAGUCUUUUAUGAUACAAGAAUUGAUAACAAUGGACAACCUUUGGAGUUCAGUUCGGGAGAAGGCCUUGUACCUGAGGGAUUUGAAAUGUGUGUUCGUUUGAUGCUGCCUGGAGAGGUUGCUCUUGUAACAUGUCCUCCAGAUUAUGCAUAUGACAAGUUUCCUAGGCCAACUAAUGUUCCUGAAGGAGCUCACAUCCAAUGGGAGAUUGAACUUCUGGGUUUUGAGACGCCAAAGGAUUGGACUGGUAUGAACUUUCAAAGUAUAAUGGAUGACGCAGAGAAGAUCAGAAGUACGGGUAACAGGCUCUUCAAAGAAGGUAAAUAUGAAAUUGCAAAGGCAAAGUAUGACAAGGUGCUUCGGGAAUUCAAUCAUGUUAAUCCACAGGAUGAUGAGGAAGGGAAAGUAUUUGUAGACACACGUAAUUUGUUAAAUUUGAAUGUGGCUGCCUGCUAUCUGAAGAUGGGUGAAUGCAGAAAAUCAAUUGAGACAUGCAACAAGGUCUUAGAUGCAAACCCUGCACAUGUCAAGGCUCUAUACCGCCGUGGUAUGGCCUAUAUGGCAGCCGGAGAUUUCAAGGAAGCAAAGAUUGAUUUCCAAAUGAUGAUAAAAGUAGACAAGUCAUCAGAACCUAAUGCAAAAGCCGCUCUUCUAAAGCUGAUACAAAAGGAGCAGGAAGUUGAGAGGAAAGCUCGAAAACAGUUCAAGGGACUAUUUGACAAGAAGCCAGGGGAAAUUUCAGAUGUUGGAACAGAAGAUGGAGGUCGGACUAAAGCUAAAGAACAGCAGGAUGAACAGGUUGAUUCAGAUAGCAAUAAUUCCGAGGAAACUCAUGAAGCUGCAAAUAAUCCACGUCAAGAGAGUUGGUUCUCCACACUCUGGCCUUCUGGGAGAAGACUAUUUUCGGCUCUGGGCCUGCAAAAAUGUACCAUUUUGUAAUUAUUAUUAGAAAAAAAUAUCAUGAACGUUAUCUAUUUGUUGUUGGAUUCAGCGUCAUUCCAAUCCGUUAUCUAUUGGUUUAGUUAAAAUUAUGCUCCACAGCGCUACAUGGUUCAUGCAAAAUACAGAGUAAAUUACUUUCUCUACCCGAAUAAAAGCUGACAAGGCAUUAUUAGUUGAAGUCAAAAGGAGAAAAAACGAUGCCCUUAUUUGAGCUAGAUUCACAAUUUCUAUUAGAUAAUCUUUUUAAGAAUGUUGUUUCUCUUUUCUUUUUGAAAAUUCUAUGACAAAUGUGUAUACCAUCAA
Morus notabilis is the source of this 2323-nucleotide messenger RNA. RefSeq names its product peptidyl-prolyl cis-trans isomerase PASTICCINO1. The record is from RefSeq and is a predicted model, not a curated record. Lineage: Eukaryota; Viridiplantae; Streptophyta; Magnoliopsida; Rosales; Moraceae. Gene Ontology annotation, molecular function: peptidyl-prolyl cis-trans isomerase activity; protein binding. The coding region runs from base 158 to 2017 and encodes 619 amino acids. The transcript has 21 exons.